Volvox carteri f. nagariensis is the source of this 396-nucleotide messenger RNA. RefSeq lists its product as uncharacterized. NCBI's taxonomy places the organism in Eukaryota, Viridiplantae, Chlorophyta, Chlorophyceae, Chlamydomonadales, Volvocaceae. Bases 1 to 396 code for a protein of 131 amino acids. The record is from RefSeq and is a predicted model, not a curated record. The transcript has 2 exons.
AUGAGCCGCCAGCUAAACACUGUGCAGCAGGCGUAUACCGCAAACAUGCGGUGCUUCGCAGGUCUCCCGGUUGCAAUGUCUCCAGACAUGAACUGGCACCAAGCGGCAAAUACUCAGCAGCGGCCGCUGGCUUUUGACGGCGGCGUAUUUCUUGGCAGUCAAUCCCAGGGACAGCAUUUAUUUGUCCCGGCAACGCAUCUGGGCAUGGACGCCACGGCCAUGGCGUCUCACAACUACCUCGGCACACAACUGCACCACAAGGAGAGCGCCUUUGGUAACGACAUGACCAACAUGACAACUCAUCGGCCCCGUAUCGGUUCCGUUUUCGCCUUCGUUGGCCGAGAGAGCCCAGCCGGAGUUGGCGGUUUAGGUGUUUAUUCGUACCUGCUCAACUGA